This is a messenger RNA of Corticium candelabrum, 3231 nucleotides long. RefSeq lists its product as uncharacterized. The record is from RefSeq and is a predicted model, not a curated record. The transcript is spliced from 12 exons. NCBI's taxonomy places the organism in Eukaryota, Metazoa, Porifera, Homoscleromorpha, Homosclerophorida, Plakinidae. Gene Ontology annotation, molecular function: 5-oxoprolinase (ATP-hydrolyzing) activity. Gene Ontology annotation, biological process: glutathione metabolic process. Gene Ontology annotation, cellular component: cytosol. Bases 9 to 3086 code for a protein of 1025 amino acids.
UUCCGCUAAUGCCUGUUCGUCGUUAUACGAUUGGUUUGGACGUGGGAGGCACGAACACAGACUGCGUUGUGUUGAGAGCGUCCGAAGUGAUUGGUUCGUGCAAGCGUCCGACAAGCAAGAACGUGACGUCUGGUGUUCACUCAUCUCUCGAUGAAGCUCUGAAAGACGCAAGCAGAUUGACGGGAGAAAGUGUGUCUGACAUUGCUGCUCACGUUGCGCGAGUCAACAUUGGUACAACGCAUUUCGUCAACGCAGUCGUGCAGCGGAAGUCGUUGGCACGUGUCGCUACAAUCAGAUUGUGUGGCCCAGCUUCUAUAUCUUUGCCUCCUUUUGUUGACUUUCCAAGUGAUCUUGCUGACAAGAUAAAGCAUUCCUUGCACUUGCUGGACGGCGGAUUCAGAUUUGAUGGCAAGGAAAUUGUUCCUGUGAAUGACAAGCAAGUGAUUUCGUGCAUCACACGGCUGCAACAAGGGGAUUAUCCUUGUAAGAAUGUCGUCGUAGCAGGCUUGUUCUCUCCAUUGAGUGGAGAGCAAGAGGAACAUGUAGGCAAGCUGAUAGCAGAUCAUUUUCCAGAUGUCAGUGUAACCAAGUCAUACGAGGUUGGACAAUUAGGUAUUUUGGAGAGAGAGAAUGCAGCAAUUCUAAAUGAGAGUCUCAAGCCACUUGCCAAUACAACAGUGCAUGCUUUCAGGGAGGCACUUGACUCUCUUGGUCUGCGUUGUCCAUUUAAUCUUACACAAAACGACGGCACACUCAUCAGUGCUGAACGAGCAAUGUCUUUCCCAGUUUUGGUGUUUACGUCCGGUCCAACCAACAGCAUGCGCGGUGCUGCGUUUCUGUCUAAAGUAUCUGAUGCAAUUGUGAUUGACAUCGGUGGAACAACAACGGAUGUUGGCAUGAUAUGCAAAGGAUUUCCUAGAGAAGCAUCAAGCCAAGCCAAAAUUGGUGGAGUUAGCACGAACUUUAGAAUGCCAGAUGUUCUUAGUAUUGGUCUUGGUGGUGGCUCGUUAGUUGAUGUAGAAAGCGGCAAGGUGGGUCCCGUCAGUGUUGGUUACCGCCUGUGUGAAGAAGCUCAAGUGUUUGGUGGUGAAACACUAACAGCUACUGACAUUGCAGUUGCAAAGGGAAUGGCUGAUAUUGGCAGCAUACGACCAGCCGUUAGUCUCACACCAAACCAAGUAACUGCCAUUGUUGAAACGAUACACAAAAUGGUGGAAGACGCUGUUGACAGAGUUAAGAUUACAAAAGAGGAUCUGCCUGUUUUGCUGGUUGGUGGUGGUUCUAUUCUCAUUGACUCUUCAAUGCCAUUCACAGGAGCAUCAUCAGUUGAUAAACCUCUUCAUUAUGAUGUUGCAAAUGCUGUUGGUGCUGCUAUAAGUCAAGUUGGUGGCUCUGCAGACUAUGUUGUGAGUCUUGAGCAGAAGCCACGUGAUGUCGCAAUUAGUGAAGCGAAGGAGCGAGCUAAGGGUCAGGCAAUUAAGGAAGGAGCUGUGGCUGAAUCUGUGAAGAUAGUCGAGGUCACUGAAAUUCCUCUCACUUACUUACCAGGCAAUGCUGUUCGGUUGAAAGUAAAAGCUGUUGGAGAUCUAGCUGAUGCAGAAUUUGGUGGAAAUUUGGGUCUUACGGAAGUGAACCCUAGUGUAGUGGCACCCACUUCAGGACCACCCAAUGUAGAGAAGAGACCUUUUGUCCAACCCACAUCUGAUGCUGAUGAGAUCACCACAGCUUUACCCACUGAGACUGCAAUCUCUGAUGCUGCAGACAGUACAACCACAUCAAGAAUGAUUGAUCAAGUCACGGGCGACUGGACUUUGUCUGCGUUUGAUGUCGAAUGUAUUUCUGUUGGUGCUGGCAUCCUUGGAUGUGGUGGAGGAGGCAGUCCACGUACUGGCAAACUGAGAGCAUUGCAGGCUCUCAAACAGGGACAUUCCAUACAAGUCAUCAACCCAAACAGGCUUGGAACAACGUCUGAUCUAUCGGGACUCGUUGUGCCUGUUGCAAUCAUGGGAGCUCCCACCAUCUUGUUAGAGAAGUUGACGGGCGGACAAGAGUUAAAGUCUGGUGUAUCAGUGGUGCAAAAGUUGAUUAAUGCUGGUUUAGGUGGUGGCAUGUCCACCCAUCCUGGUCCUGACGGAUGCGGCACUCCCAUCACUAAUCCAUCACCUGGUGUCUAUUGUCCUUCAUCAGCUGCCGACCUCAAUCAGUCGCUAGCCAAUACCGCAGAUCGCCAGAUUUGUGCUGUGGUCAGCUGUGAAGUUGGUGGUCUGAAUUGUAUAGAGCCAUUGAUUGUUGGGGCCGAGCUUGGUUUACCGGUUGUCGAUGCUGAUGGAAUGGGACGAGCGUUUCCCGAGUUACAGAUGUAUUCACCGUCGAUAUAUGGAUGUCAGUUGGGGCCUUGCUGUCUUAGUGAUGAGAUGGGAGAAUGUGUGGCAAUUACUCACGUCGAUUCAGCAAAGCAAUUGGAAGACUUCAUGCGGAUCCAUACAGUCAGAAUGGGUUGCUCGGCUGGUAUUGUGAUGAGUCCAUUGACGGUCACAGAUGUACAAGAUAAGAUGGUCAGGGGAUCUCUAACACGAGCAUGGCAACUGGGUAGAGCCGUACUCGAAGCUCAAGAGAAGAAACAGAAUCCCAUUGAUGUCAUUCUAAGCAACGAAAUAGGGGAAGUCAUUGUCUCGGGCAAGAUUGUGGAUGUAAGUCGGACAACGGCCGAUGGUUUCUCGCGUGGAUUUAUCGUGAUCGAAGGAUUUGACGAGUACGCCGGGCAGGUGAUCAACAUCAUUCUUCAGAACGAAUUUCUUAUCGCUCGCCAGCAGCUCACACAAGAGCCAAGUCCAACAUUUGGCUCAGUCAUUGCGUGUGUUCCUGACCUCAUAGUUCUAAUAGACACAGACAUGGGAUAUCCUAUUACAACUGAAGAUGCUCGUUAUGGCCUACGAGUUACUGCGCUUGUUUUGGCAUCACAACAUGUGAUGAGGACACCGCAAGCUCUUGAGGUUGUUGGACCGCAAGCAUUUGGACAUCCUGACGUCCAGUAUUGUCCAAUUGAGGACAAGGUGAGGGGACUGACGAGCAGUGAAAGUGUGUGACGUAGAAUGGACAAGGAUGGAACAUUAGGUCUGUUCUGGUUGAAGGAAUGAAUGGUUAAUUUAGUAUGGAUUGAUUGGCUUUUGAUGUUACUGCCUGCAUGAUGCAUGGCUACUUUGCUGCAAGAUUUUGAUUAAUUUGUUGUAA